Phytomonas sp. EM1 is the source of this 2469-nucleotide messenger RNA. Lineage: Eukaryota; Euglenozoa; Kinetoplastea; Trypanosomatida; Trypanosomatidae. The record is from the annotation of a GenBank genome assembly.
UUACACCGGACCGGAAAGGAAGUGGACUAAAUAAUUAGAGAUUUAACUGAAUAGCAAGUUGAUGCGUAGAGUCAUAUCUCUUUGUAGCUCCACAUUCAUAUAUCAUUUACUUUCCUUCAUAGAAUAUUUACUGCCAUAUGUUAGUUGGGGUAGGGUUGUUACAGCGUGGCACAUGAGAGGAGUCUACAAAAAUUAAAGAAACAUACAGGAUAAACAUCAUUUCUCUUACCUUAGCUUAUUACUUAGUAUACAGAUCAAGUUCUUGAAUGCAAUUUGAUUUAUGGUUCUAAUAUUUUAAGUAAUGCGUACAAACUGCAGUAUUCCCAUCGGUACAUGAGGUCCUGUGGAGUUCACUAGCCAUGUGUUUUCGGAGAAAACUUGGAGCUCGAAUGUGGUACGCUGUGGAUCCUAAUUUAGUACAUCUGUGUGGAUAUUACACCGUCACUGAAGUCGGAGGGCACCGCUUCUGUGUGCGUGUUUAUUCCUUAAGAAUUCAUGAAGCCGAUUUCCUUUCUGAGGGUCAGUAUUUCUGACCCAUGCCGUGUCGCCGCAGCUCUUCAUGUUCUUCAAAGCGUUUGCAGCUUGCAUCAGGUCGAGAUAAGGAGUUUAUAGCUCGAGAAUUAAUAAAGGGAGGUGACAGGACGCGCGCUCAAAGGGUUACAACAGAGACGCCGUUCGGAAAAGCGUCUGUAAAACAUCUAACGAAAUGUGGCAGUGAUGAAGCAAUACACGUUCAUUGUCCAAGAAUAAAGGACUUUGGAGAAGUAGUAUCUGACACUGGGGAUGAAAUUGCAUGUUAACGCAUCAACUGGAUAAGAGAAGAGAGACUCACAUCAAUCGAAAGAAAUGCAAAAUCACCGACCUCGUUGUUCGCACGCAUGCUGUCACCUGCUGCAGUCAAUCUUAUCCGGAAGUUAAUUCUAGGAGUACAAGAGCAGAUUCAGAACACACACUUACCUUCGCGUACAACGUAACGUUUCAUCUGCGGUACGCCGCCUCAUUAUCGAAGGCUGGUCUGUGAUAUGAUCGCAUGUGGAAGAUUUUUAAUGAGAAAUCUACAUCAGGAUACGAAUGAAAAUGAUCGCGACUGGAAGACCUACAGAAGGACAAAAGUAACGUCAUGGGGCUGUUGUUUUGAUGACGAAAGUCGCCUUGGAAAAAGCAUAUCCAUACGAGUUAUGACGUCUGGGUCUGCGUGUCAAUCACCUAGGAUAUACUCUAAAGUCAGUAUGUGGCGAUGUUUAUGAUGUCUCUUACUAUAAACAUCUUCUUUACGAUUCUUAUUCUCAUUUAAACAUCGAUUCUGAGUUUAGGUGCAAAAAAUAUUAAUCGCGCAGUUUCUGACAUUUUUUCCCAUAAUUCAUUGUUGCCAUAGUGCUGUUGGACGGAGGGCACUCACACACAUAAUAAGCAAAGAUCCUUUUUGUUAAAUUCAGGAUCACAGUGUGUGGAGAUGGCUCUAGCAUCACAGCGGUUAGAAGCCACGCGGGGUCUAGUUCCGCUUCGCCAUUAUGUAUGCCUCCCCGGCGACCCAUUGUUGGCGGCGCGACCGGGUGCAGUAGUUGCUGUCCAAGGCGAGCUGAGUUUCCUGGAAGGGGCAUCAAACUCAGAGAAUGAGCGGGUCCUUGUUUCAGAAAUAUGUGCCGCGGCUGACCGCUGGUUUCAUCCAUUGAAUAAGCACGUACCUUGCUAUUCCAUGCGGUCCCCAGCCACGCGCCGCUACGUUUGCUGCGAGGGUGACCCUGUUGUUGCUACAAUUUUGCGUCGUGUGGGAUCGCAGUGCUACCAGUGCUAUAUUGAUGGACAUUACGUGGCGUAUCUAGAUACUUUGGCGUUUGAUGGUGCCACAAAAAAAAGCUACCCACGACUGGAGGAAGGUGAUAUUGUUUACGCUUACGUCAAACCACGCCCAGCUGGCAACCUGCUAGGGCACACCACCGUCAACAACCGUAUGUCAGUUGAGGAGAACUGUAGCACCCUUGUUGGCAAUUCUUCAGAAGUGCAGCUAUCCUGUGUGGCGGCCGAAGUCGGGCUCAUACCUAAUGACUGGACGUCUGGGAAGAGCGUGUUCGGUCCACUGCGAGGGGGGCGGGUCCUGACGCUGCCGCUGCCGUACGUCCGUGGCCUUGUGGCUGCAUCCCCUCUGGACUUGAUCCCUGCCUCUAACCUCAUUUCGGCUAUAGGGGCAAGGGUGCCAUUUAAGAUAUGCACAGGGGCUAACGGACGGGUGUGGGUCAAGGGAUUCCCCAGUGAAGCUGACCAAACUGCAGAGACACGCCGCACGGUCGCUGUUUGCGCCUGUCUGACGGAGGCUCAAUACGAUAACACUCGAGAAGAGAUAGAUGCGCGUGUUGAGGCCUUUUUCCCACAGUCAUGUUUCUCGUGAUAAUUUUGACAUCAGUAUGAAUCUUAAACGCAUCUUUUACUAAUUAUCUUUUUUCUGAACUACCCGGUGAGGUGAUUUUUUUU